Messenger RNA from Phyllostomus hastatus (greater spear-nosed bat), 3906 nucleotides. It is a transcript of the gene CDNF, whose product is annotated as cerebral dopamine neurotrophic factor. Gene Ontology annotation, biological process: neuron projection development; dopaminergic neuron differentiation. The transcript is spliced from 4 exons. Lineage: Eukaryota; Metazoa; Chordata; Mammalia; Chiroptera; Phyllostomidae. The record is from RefSeq and is a predicted model, not a curated record. Gene Ontology annotation, cellular component: endoplasmic reticulum. Bases 164 to 727 code for a protein of 187 amino acids.
UCGUUUGAUGAGACCCAAUACUAACUGUGGGUUGAGUUGCGUCAUUUUCCCUAGCAACUCCGGGUUUGCUCCGCUUCCCAGAGUACCGUAGCAGUUUCCGGCGAUAGCGUCUAAACUGGCGUUGGGUGCAGGUGUCUGAGGAGUUUUGAGCUGCUGUUUCAGGAUGUGGUGCGCGAGCCCAGCCGCAAUGGUGGCCUUUUGCGCCUGGCUUUGGGUCUCUAACCUGGUGCCGACGCAGGGCCAGGAAACCGCGGGGCGCUCGGGGGCCGACUGUGAAGUAUGUGAAGAAUUCUUGAACCGGUUCUACAACUCAUUGAUAGCCAGAGGAAUUAACUUUUCUUUGGACACCAUAGAAAAAGAAUUGAUCAGCUUUUGCUUGGGCGCCAAAGGAAAAGAAAACCGCCUGUGCUAUUAUCUAGGAGCAACCAAAGAUGCAGCCACAAAGAUCCUAAGUGAGGUCACCCGCCCAAUGAGUGUGCACAUGCCUGCAAUGAAGAUUUGUGAGAAGCUCAGGAAGAUGGACAGCCAAAUCUGUGAGCUGAAAUAUGAAAAGAAGUUAGACUUAGCAUCGGUAGACCUGUGGAAGAUGAGAGUGGCAGAGCUGAAACAGAUACUGUACAGCUGGGGAGAAGAGUGCCGCGCAUGCGCGGAGAAAGCCGACUUCGUGAAUCUGAUCAAAGAACUGGCGCCCAAGUACGCAGCAACGCACCGGAAACCAGAGCUCUGACCCUCUGACGCUGGUGCAUCAGGGACUGUAAUUAGACACAGAAUGACUGUCUAGGAUAUGGGCGUGUUGGUUAAGGGUAGCUGGGCAUUGCACUGUGCGUGAUCUCAUAUAUUUUGUUUUGAUAGUACACUUUGGUACUGGUUGCUUAGGUUUGUAAGUAAAACUGUUAACAUUAGUGAUAUCUUACAUUUUCACUGUACCAAAACUUACAAGUGCCUUUCUCAUAAUUUUCUUGUAAGGACUGGGUAAAUGAUCAUUGGCUACCUCCUAAAACUGGGAAAAGUGAACUACUGAAAAAUGGAUUGAGUAAACUGAUUCCAAAAAGGAGAGUGCUCACAGGUCCCCCUUUUGCACUAAUACUUCAUUAAAUAGAUUGGAUUAGGACAAAAGGAACAAUGUUUGGCGUAUUAACUCCUGGCAUAAAACCUUAGGAGCGGCUUGAUCAAAAGUGUUUUUUAUUUUAAAGUAAACUGUGUUUUCAACUGCAAAUCACUCUACUUUCUAGCUCUUUUUGGUAUCAGAAAUGGGAGAGCAGAAGGUACUACUCGAAACUAGUGUCUUCCACAAGAAGAAAACCUGUUUAAAACCUAUUUAAACAUACUUAAAGAAAAUAGAUGAAGAAUCCACUCAAGUAUAGCCAAUGUUUUAACAAAUUGUAUCAAUACUCACAAUGCUAAGUGAACAAAGCUCAAGGUUUUUUGCAUGCCUUUCUAUCACACAGUAGAUAUGUUUUUGAUAGAAGAUUAACACACAUUAAGGGCUCAGACAGACAACAUGGAAUUUUACGGUUCCUAGUGCUGCCUUAUCAGCUUUCAACUGUAAAAUCAUUUUUGGCUCCAUUUUCUGGCCAAAUACAAAUAAGACCACACUGUAGAAGUGGCUGCCUCUGCAUGGCAAGUGGAAACGGGAAUGAAAGCUCGAGGGCACUUUCUGGGGGUGAUGGGACCUCCUAUAUCUUGAUGGUGGUUACACAGGUGAGUAAUGUCAAACUUAUCUGUUAGUACAAUGAAGAUCUGGGUAUUGUAUGUAAAUUAUAUCUAAAAUGCUGCUGUAGAAAAAUUAUUUGAAAAUUAACAAAAAUUAAUUGAUUAAAAACUUCUUAUGUAUUCAGAGAAUUGCAAUUAUUGACUAGGUGUCCUUUUGGGGAGUGGAGGGGAAAUUUUCCAGACUGAAAGUAUACGUUGGAAGUGUUAUUGUAAUUUUUAAAAUGCCACCCAUGCAAACAAAAUUUCAGUUGAGUAGUUGGGAAUGUAACCAGAUUUGUAAGAGAAUUAGUGGUUAGUAACUUUAAAAUGAGAAUAAAAAAGCUUUGGUGUAAUAAAUAGCCAAAAGGGUUAUUGGUUUUGGAUUUUGGCAGCUUUGUCAUUAUGUGUCAAGCACCCUACUUAAUAAUGAAUGGUAUCUUUAAAAUGCCUAAAUUUAGGUUUUUAUAUUUGUUUGUUUUGCCUUUUAUAAACUUAUGCUUGUUUUUCUUUAGUGCACUUUGAACCGUUGAGAAAGUUGUCAUUUGAAAAUAGUAUGUUUGAUGUCUAACCUCAAAAUCAGGUCAUUUUCUCAGUAUGUUUUUUUUUUUUUCAGAAUAUAAAUCUAGGCAAUAAGAACACUACCCAGCAGGUCAUUGAAAUUCAUGAUAUUUAGUCUGGUUUUCCAAAGGGCAUUUACUCUAAGUCAGAGCUACUUAAACUUCUAAACUGUGCAUACAAAUCACCCAGGAUCUUGUUAAAAUGUGGAUCUGGAAUCAGUAGGUCUGGGAGGGACCUGAGCCUCUGCAUUACCAAGCCCCAAGUGAUGUCCAGCCUGCACUUCCACGGACCACACUUUGAGUAGCAAGGUCCUGAGUCGUGGGUCCUGUGAUUGAUUUUUUUCCUUCUGCCUGUCCCAAUCAGUUAGGUUUAUGAUAGAGCUGAAUAUAACUAUAACAACAAAAAACAAACAACAAUAUACCACAAACAUUGAUUCUUUCAAGUAAAAGAAUUCCAGAGGUAGCCAGUCCAGAGUAAAUAUGGCAGUCCCACAAACUUAUUAGGGACUCUCUUCUUUUUCCUUCAUAUCCUAGUGGUGGGUUCCAUUCUUACCUAUGGUCCAGUUGGCUGCUGGAAUUCUUUGUUCCAGAAGGAAGAAGGCAUUAAAAAACCUGCCCCUGAACUGAGCCAGCCACUUUAGGGGAGCCUCCCUACCCUCUUUCCCUUUCCUCCUCCCAUUCAUCCCCACCCACCAAAAAUUCAGUAUCCCACUCAACAUUCUGCCUGUAUGUCACUGACCAGAACUUAAUAACAUACCGAAUGUAGCUGCAAGGGAGUUUGGGAAAUAACAUCCUUUGGUUGGGUCCAUUGUUACCCCCCUCCCCGCCGCCCCACAUCAGGAAGAAGGGAGAAAUAGUUUUUGGCCACAAGUUACCUCUGUUACAUAGCACCAAUUUUUCCUUCCCAUGAAUCUUAGUUGUAAUUUCUGGUUGCCAUACCCUAAAUAACUUGUUCCCCUCCUUGCUAUUUGCUUCUUUUGUAUAUGUAAGCAGUUAGAUCUUUUCUUCAUUUUUGGUUUGUCAAGAAGUAGCUACUGUUUUUCUAUUUCAUUUCCACUUUAUAUCUUUCUCCCUCUUUCUCAUAUGUGCAUGUGUGUGUAUGCUUUUUUGUUGUAUUUUAACCCCAAAUUCAUAAGCACACAUGAUUUAGAAGUCAGACAUUCUGACAGAAGGGACAAAGUUCUGGGCUGAAACUUUCAUUGAAUCAGUAGUGGUCUGGGGCAGACAUUAUCCCUGAUUUACUCUAGAUUUCUGAAAUUCCAACCAGAUGACCCUUCACUCUGCUUCCUAAAUACACAUGGGAAACUAGAUAUAACAUUUAGAGCACAGCUUAAAAGUUGUAGUUCUUUAUAUCUGAGUGUAGAUAUCUGCAGUCUACUGAAGAGUGUUAAAUUUAGAACAAACUGGCUUGGCAAAUAAGACAAGAAAAUAUUUGACUAUCAGAUCCCUCAAAAACAGCAGAGCAUUUUGUGAUCCAGAGGCCCCCACAUCCAUGGGUUUGAGCAGCUCUAGAUAAGUGACUUUUCUAAGCAAGAUGUCCAAGUUUAUCCACUGCUUGUCAUUUGGAAGAAGUGAUUGUCAGGUGCCCACUCUUUCACAGUGUGCUUGAAGUAAAAUAAUUCCACCAAGAGAGAAAUAAAAAAUAAAAUGAGUAGUA